GCACCGGAGCAGAACAAGCAUGCGGAAUAAAGUAAUAAAAGAGUCGAGGAUGGAUAUGAAGAGACACCCAUGCUAAUCUGGAUGGUGAGGUGAAGAGAGCAAGGCAGUCUGCUGCCAGAUGCGUGUUGGCAACCGUGCCCCCUUUUAACACUCUCUGCAGCGCUGGAGACCCCUCCUGCUGGCCUCGUAGUGAGGAGGGGGCUGCUGAGUCCGCUGCUUCCAGCCCCCCCCCACUCCCCCCGUGCUUCUGCGCAGCCCCAUCCAAAGCUGCAGGGCUGCAUUUCUUCAGAGUAGCAAGAAAUCAAUACUGUGGGGUUGGCUCUUUCCCCAGCCGAGACUCUGGGCUGGCAGCAGUCUAUAUAACCAGGAGUAAGCUGCGCGAGUCUUCCUCUCCCUUUCUGGGUUUCGACGGCGCCAGAAGCAGGCAGGGUAAGGCGAGAAGAGACCCCCGCAGUGCCGCCGCCUCUCGCCCACCCUCCUCCCGUCGCAGCCCAAAGAGCUGGGGGUCGCUCGAGAGCGCUUCCUGCCUCUUGCUCAGGGAAAUGAGUGCAGCGGCUGCGGCCAGGGCAAGGACUGCGCCUCGGAGAUCCCUGGGCUGCCGCUGGGCGCUUUGAGAGCACGUUGUGCCAGCCAGGACACCGGCGUUGGAGCAUCUCUCACGGGGCUCGGCCGUGCCUGCCUGCCUGCCUCCUGCUUCUUGACUGCUCCUCUUGGGACUUGGUGAGCCGCUUCCCCAGUGGGCGCUGCGAUGCUCCCCUCUCCGUGCAAAGGGUCUCCCCUGCUGCUGCUGGGCGCUUGGCUGCUGUGGGCGCAAAGUUGCUUCUCUUUGCGAGUCCUCAGUGGUCAAAAGGUAUGUUAUGGUGAUUCAACACAUCCUUGCUACAAGAUUGCCUAUUUCCAGGAUUUAUCCAGACGUGUGGGUUUCCAGGAGGCCCGCCAAGCCUGUAUAAUUGAUGGUGGAGUACUUUUAAGCCUUCAAAGUGAAGCAGAACAGAAGUUAAUCGAGAAUAUGUUGCAGAACUUCACAAAAUCAGGCAAUGGAAUUGCUGAUGGUGACUUCUGGAUUGGGCUAUGGAGAAGUGGUGAGGGACAAGCUACAUCGAAUGCCUGUCCAGAUCUUUACCAAUGGGCAGAUGGAAGUAGUUCUCUUUUCAGAAAUUGGUAUACAGAUGAGCCUUCCUGUGGGAGUGAAGCUUGUGUUGUGAUGUAUCAUCAACCAACUGCAAACCCUGGCUUGGGAGGGCCUUAUCUUUACCAAUGGAAUGAUGACCGAUGCAACAUGAAGCACAAUUUUAUCUGCAAGUAUGCCCCAGAUGACAUCCUAGAAAAAGAAUUAGGAGACAGAGCAGUUCCAGAUUAUGAAGGCCAAACAACAGUGCCAGCAGGGAGGCCUCAUGAUACAAGCAAGCCAGAAGAUCAUAUUCCGGUGGUUGUGACUGAAACUGGGUUAAUUCCCAAUCUAAUUUAUGUUGUUAUACCAACUAUACCACUGCUGUUAUUGAUAUUAGUGGCUUUUGGGACUUGCUGUUUCCAGAUGCUGCAUAAAAGUAAAGGAAGAACAAAAACCAGUCCAGAUCAGUCUACACUAUGGAUUUCAAAGAAUCCAAGGAAAGACAGUAGCAUGGAGGUAUAAAGAUAUGACUGGAAAGAAAAGCAGGAAUCACAUUUUCACAUUCAGAUAAUGUCAUGUCAGAUAGUAGCUUGGAAUGGCUUGAAAUUGCAACGGAUCAGCAAAUUGAACUGGAAGCUCCCCCUUGAGGCAACUGUUCAGAUCGUUUUUUAUAUGCAAUGUUUCAUUUUUAUUUCAGUAGCAAAACAUGGCACUCUAAAAGAAAAAGAAUGCAUUUAUUUUGCUAAGAAAAAUGACUCCACUACAGAUAGUAAUGAGAUGGACAGAGCAUUUGUAAUAUAUAUGGGGAAAUGUCUACUGUAUGUGUCAGUUUUAAAACAAUUGUUUCUUGUUUAAAUCUAACUCUUUCUCUAUUAGUUACUCCAUACAUUGUAAUUUUUCUCAUUAAUUAAUGUAUUUUAAAUUCAGUUAAUAUGAAUUUACAGUGUAACAAAAUAAUUUAUCUUUGCAUAAAAAAUUGAUAAAAUAUUG
This is a messenger RNA of Hemicordylus capensis (graceful crag lizard), 2101 nucleotides long. It is a transcript of the gene CHODL, whose product is annotated as chondrolectin. The transcript is spliced from 7 exons. NCBI's taxonomy places the organism in Eukaryota, Metazoa, Chordata, Lepidosauria, Squamata, Cordylidae. The record is from RefSeq and is a predicted model, not a curated record. Gene Ontology annotation, cellular component: cytoplasm. The coding region runs from base 749 to 1633 and encodes 294 amino acids. Gene Ontology annotation, biological process: positive regulation of axonogenesis.